AUGAUGGAGGAAAGUUGCUCAAGAUGUGAUCGAUGUACGGAUAGCCCUGAAAAUGUUCAUGAAUAUGAGGAACAUCGCGUAAUCGGAAAGGGUGCUUAUGGUGUCGUUUAUUUAGUUACUCAUAUACCGAGUAAUAUACAGGCAAAAGAUGGUAUACCACAAAGCAUUAUACGUGAAAUCUCGGCAUUGCGAGCGCUACAUAGUUUGGAUCAUCCAAACAUUGUGAAAUUGCACGAUGUGUUUCAUGGUCAAAUUGAUAAGGGUGAAAUGUGUUUGAGUGUUGUUUAUGAAAAGUGUGACUGGGAUUUAUACGAAUUUCUGCGCACAAUUCCUCGUGACAUGGGUGAUCAUCAAUGUCGUCAUAUUGCAAAGCAGAUUUUGAUGGGAUUGGAUUUUUUGCAUUCAAAUCAUGUUAUACAUCGAGACCUGAAACCUCAAAACAUACUGAUCAAUCGUGAUCAAACAAUCAAAAUUGCUGAUUUCGGUUUAGCUCGCUAUUAUUCAAUGCAGUCAUCUUUCACAACACUGGUUGUGACCUUGUGGUACCGAAGUCCGGAAGUACUACUCCAGUGCUCCUAUAACUGUGGUGUAGAUAUCUGGGCUGCCGGCUGCAUCAUUGCAGAAUUGUAUUCGCGUCAACCACUUUUUCCAGCACAUAGUGAAGCACAACAAUUGAGUAUUAUAUUCCAAAAACUUGGAACUCCAUCUUCCAGUGAAUGGCCUCAAAAUGCAGUGAUUGAACGUUCAUUCUAUCCAUCGUAUCCUGGUCAACCAAUGCGUCGCAUUGCACCGAAACUUCCACCAGAUGCUGCAAAACUAGUAAAAAAUAUGUUAGCUUUCUUGCCCGAAACAAGACCUUCAUGUGCAGAAGCAUUAUGUGCUGAGUAUUUUCGCCACAAACAUGGUGUAGUUGUCUAA
Messenger RNA from Acanthocheilonema viteae, 918 nucleotides. NCBI's taxonomy places the organism in Eukaryota, Metazoa, Nematoda, Chromadorea, Rhabditida, Onchocercidae. The record is from the annotation of a GenBank genome assembly.